UAGAUUUAUUUCCAACACACAAACCAAUUUCUCUGAAUUAUAAGUUUCUUCUUCUCUUAAAGAUCAAUCGCUAGGGUUUCUUUUUUCUCCGUUUGUUAACACGGAAGCUGCAAAAUAUGUCGACGAUCACGAAAAUAACGCUGAAAGCAUCAGAUGGGGACACAUUCGAGGUGGAACAAGCGGUGGCUUCGGUGUCUGAAACGAUCAAAUUAAUGAUCGAAGAUGGCUGCGCCGACGGCGUUAUCCCUGUUCCUAACGUCACCGGGAAGAUACUCUCUCUGGUUAUCGAGUAUGCCAAGAAACAUAACGAGACAACUGCUACUGAGGAAGAUAUUAAGAAUUGGGAUGGUGAUUUUAUCAAAGUUGACCAAAAUAUCCUCUUUGAUCUCGUCCUGGCUGCUAACUAUCUGAACAUGAAGGAUUUGCUGGACUUGACUUGUCAAACGGUGGCUGAUAUGAUAAAGGGGAACACACCGGAGGAGAUUCGCAAGAUGUUCAACAUCACCAAUGAUUUUACCAAAGAGGAAGAAGCGGAGAUUCGCCGGGAGAACGAAUGGGCUUUUGAGUGAUGCUUCGGCUGCCGAUCGAUGCUCUUUCAAAUGUGCAUAUACUUAAUGAAUAGGUUUAUUCAUAUGGCAACAAUAGAAUAUGAUACUAUGUUAGAUUUGUUUAAGUUCAUAGGAUUAACACCGAUUUUGAUCGUCUAAAACAAUUUUUGUGAGGAUUGUUA
Mercurialis annua (annual mercury) is the source of this 730-nucleotide messenger RNA. Its product is annotated as SKP1-like protein 1B. Gene Ontology annotation, cellular component: nucleus; cytoplasm. Gene Ontology annotation, biological process: SCF-dependent proteasomal ubiquitin-dependent protein catabolic process. Gene Ontology annotation, molecular function: cullin family protein binding. The transcript is spliced from 2 exons. The record is from RefSeq and is a predicted model, not a curated record. Bases 117 to 569 code for a protein of 150 amino acids. NCBI's taxonomy places the organism in Eukaryota, Viridiplantae, Streptophyta, Magnoliopsida, Malpighiales, Euphorbiaceae.